AUGGAUUCCAAACUCGAUCGUUCAUCUCUGGAUGCUAACAAGGCUGAUAUCAUCCAUGAAGAACGGGCCAGAGUCGACGAACUGGAUGACUCAAUCGAAGAGACGGAUCCAGGUUGGGCUGUCUGGUUAAUUGCCUGUACAGUGUCGAUGGGAGGAUUCUUAUUCGGUAUCUACACAUCCAUCUAUUCAUCUAUUCCACCACCACAAAACACCCCCUAUAACACCCAAAGCCACCAGAAAGCUAAUACAACAGAAAAAGGCUACGACACAGACGUAAUUUCCGCCAUCCUAGUAAACCUAAACGAAGACCUAGGCCACACCCUCAGCAGCAAAGAAACAGAACUCAUAACGUCCAUAACCUCCGGUGGCGCCCUAAUAGGCGCAAUCCUAGCAGGCCUAACCUCAGACCGCUACGGCCGAAAACUAGGAAUCUACCUUGGCUGCGCACUCUUCACCGCCGGCGCCGUCCUCCAAGCCGCAUCCUUCACAGUCGCACAGAUGACAGUCGGUCGACUCGUCGUCGGACUUGGUGUUGGCAGUGCGGCGAUGAUUAUCCCGCUUUAUAUCAGUGAGCUUGCGCCUGCGCGGUUCCGUGGGCGCAUGAUUGUUUUUGAUAAUCUUUGUAUGGCGGGUGGUCAGCUUGUUUCUUAUGCCCUUGGUGCGGGUUUCACGCCCGUUGAACAUGGGUGGCGGUAUAUGAUUGCGCUUGGGGCUUUGCCGGCUAUCCUUUUGGCGGUUCUUAUGCCUAGGUGUCCUGAGUCGCCUCGGCAGUUGGUUUCUCAUGGAAGGUUUGAGGAGGGAGGUGUUUCUGUGUCUGAGAGGAGUUUGAAGUGGCAGUUUGGGAAGUUGUUUUUUGUUCCUGCUAAUUUGAGAGCGCUUGUUACGGCUUGUAUGGUUAUGGCUGUCUCUCAGCUCGGGGGCUUCAAUACCCUUAUGUACUACUCGAGUACGCUAUUUUCGAUGGUCGGUUUCGACACGCCUGUUGCAGUAUCAAUUGUGGUUGGAGGAACCAAUUUCCUCUUUGGUUUCAUCAACUUCGCAGUGAUUGACAGAUUUGGACGACGAGCCAUUCUGAUUGUCACAAUUCUCGGCAUGUCCCUCUCUCUGGUAGUAACAGCAAUCGCCUUCCACUGGAUCCCAAUAACACACAUGGACUCUGCAUCAACAACACUCUCGGGUUCCCAACCAUGGGCAACAAUCCUCCUCCUAGUAACAAUCAUCCUAUACGUGGCCUUCUUUGCCGCAGGGGUUGCACCUGUAGCAUGGGUCGGCACAGAGCUUCUUCCUCUUGAAGUGCGCGCACUUGGCACAAUGAUCAACUCUGUGACUUGCCGGGGAUGCAAUCUGAUUAUCUCGAGCACUUUCUUAUCCAUGAUGAAAGCAAGGACACCGAGUGGGACUUUUGCAUUCUAUGCGGGUAUUUGCUUUGUUGGUUGGCUCUUUGUUCUGGCGUGUUAUGCCGAGGUGCAUGGCAUGCCACUUGAGGAUGUUAGUGCUGUCUUUGAGAAGGGAUUUGGGGUUAAGGAAGCGAAGAUUUUGCAGAGAGAGCUUAAGGAGAGAAAGAGGGCCGAGGUUAGACAGGAGGGGUUACUGUAG
Messenger RNA from Penicillium antarcticum, 1596 nucleotides. Its product is annotated as myo-inositol transporter. Gene Ontology annotation, cellular component: membrane. Gene Ontology annotation, molecular function: myo-inositol:proton symporter activity. The record is from RefSeq and is a predicted model, not a curated record. The transcript is spliced from 3 exons. Gene Ontology annotation, biological process: transmembrane transport. The coding region runs from base 1 to 1596 and encodes 531 amino acids. Lineage: Eukaryota; Fungi; Ascomycota; Eurotiomycetes; Eurotiales; Aspergillaceae.